Messenger RNA from Fusarium graminearum PH-1, 1392 nucleotides. RefSeq lists its product as uncharacterized. Bases 1 to 1392 code for a protein of 463 amino acids. The transcript has 5 exons. Lineage: Eukaryota; Fungi; Ascomycota; Sordariomycetes; Hypocreales; Nectriaceae. The record is from RefSeq and is a predicted model, not a curated record.
AUGGCAGAUACCAAGGUCAAGGUCAAUGGCCGUGGCCAUGGCCACAUCAAUGGCGAUGGUACUGCUACUCCUGAAAAGACACCCGUCAACAAACAUACCAAACUAUGGCAGCUCCUCGCUCUAGCAAAAGAGGUGUCCAAAGAUGUUGGGUCUAUCGAAGACUAUGAAAAGGACGCCGAGGAGCGCAAGAUCCUCGCAGCAGAACUUGAAGCCAAGCAAGGCGAGAACAAGCGUCUGCGCGAGUUCAACGACAAGAUCGUGCGCGAAUUCUCAGAGCACAAAACCGCGGCAAGUGCAAAGACAGAUAUGAUCUUUGCCGAGUUUGAGCAAAAGUACAAAACGUACGAGUCUGAAAAGGCGGCUGUAGAAGCCAUGGAAAAGGAGGUACAGGAAGCGAGGGAGAUGCUCGCUGUGGCAGAGAAGAAAGCUGCUGAGGCGGAUAAACUGAAGCAGAGAUUGAGUUCGUCAGAGAUGCAUGCUAAGAACCAUGCUGCUGAAAUUCGAGAGAUGAACGCUGAGUGUGAACUGCAUCGGUCGCAGAUGCAGACCGGCGCGGAGGAGCUUGCGAGUGUCAAGACCAAGCUGAGCAAGGCGCAGAGUGAUCUAGGAGAGGGGAUACUCAAGGACUAUGGGUCUGAAGAGGUCAAGAAGCUGCGCUCUGAUCUUCAGGAUUUGUCGACGAAGGUUCAUGACUUUGUGAACGAGCACUUUAACUUUCACGACGGCGCAGUUGACUCAGCGAGCGAGAUCCAAGAACUCAAUGCCCGCUUCCCGAAAAUUCCCCUCUCGACUCGCACAACCAAAGCAGCUGCCAAGAUGCGCUGCGCGGUAGCAGAUGCCGUCAUUGCAGAAACACUCCUGUCACACAUCUUUGUCCCCUUCUACGUAGCCCACGACAUGCGCUCCACAGCCUCAAGCAUGCUGAGUUUCUUCAAAGGCGACGAGCGUCGCGAGACGGUAUACCGCUGCCAAAUCCUCGGCUCGCUGACAGACUCUGAGCAAGUUGAGACUAUCCAAGAGGACAUUGUUCGCAAAGCGAGCAACGAGGUACGAACGCUGUUUAGACAAGCUGUUACACUCUGGGCGGAUGCGCAGCGAUCGAGGGAUAUGAUUACUGCUGAACUUCCUGAUGAGGAGGAUUCGAGAGGUGCUGGAGAAUAUAGUGAUUACGAUGUUGGGAAUGUUGCUACUCGCAAGACUGGCAAGGGAAGUCCCAAGCCAGUGGUUUUGGCCGUGCUUUUCCCUCAGUUUGUAUGUCGCGAUGAAGUCAUUGCUGAGGGAAUCGUGCUUAGAUCUGAUCAAGCUAUUGUGGUUGAGGGGGUUGAGGAGGCGCAGAGUAAUGAGAAUGGGAACGGGGAUGCGAAGAAGAAGCCGGGGACUCGUCAUGACUAG